AUGGCGACGUCGAAGGCGAUAUCGCUUUUAUAUCUCGUUCUGGCAAUUACUCUUGUUUCUAGGGCGAUUACGAUCGAAAUGGAGGAUAUUGUAAAAGAUGAUUCGCGUGUGAAUACUACAGAUAUUAUAAAAGAUGAUUCGCGUAUGAAUCAUACUGAUAUUAUAAAAGAUGAUUCGCGUGUGAAUGAUACCGAUAUUAUACAAGAUGAUUCGCGUGUGAAUGAUACCGAUAUUAUAAAAUAUGAUACUUUGCGUGUGAAUCAUGCAUGGGGAUGUUCUCCAAAACAUCCUCAGUUUUGUAACAAAACUGAGGCAAAUCCAUAUACGAAAGUUCAAAAUCUUAGAGAUUAA
This is a messenger RNA of Thlaspi arvense, 351 nucleotides long. NCBI's taxonomy places the organism in Eukaryota, Viridiplantae, Streptophyta, Magnoliopsida, Brassicales, Brassicaceae. The record is from the annotation of a GenBank genome assembly.